Cynara cardunculus var. scolymus (artichoke) is the source of this 1205-nucleotide messenger RNA. Its product is annotated as ubiquitin fusion degradation protein 1 homolog. The transcript has 10 exons. Gene Ontology annotation, molecular function: polyubiquitin modification-dependent protein binding. Gene Ontology annotation, cellular component: VCP-NPL4-UFD1 AAA ATPase complex. The record is from RefSeq and is a predicted model, not a curated record. The coding region runs from base 112 to 1056 and encodes 314 amino acids. Lineage: Eukaryota; Viridiplantae; Streptophyta; Magnoliopsida; Asterales; Asteraceae.
AAUGCAGGGUUUACAGAGCUCUUCCUCUUCGCACUGAUUUACAAAAAAAGGAAAACUGAAAAGCAAAGAUUUUCGGUGAUCUCCUGGACGCUUUAGAUAAAAUCUUUAGUCAUGGCAUUGGAGGAUGAAGUUUACCAUGACCCUCCUUCGAUGUUCGAACAGAAUUAUCGCUGUUAUCCCGUUUCCUUCAUUGAAAAGUCUCAUUUGGAGAAGGGUGAUAAAAUUAUAAUGCCUCCAUCUGCUCUUGAUCGCCUCGCCUAUUUGCAGAUUGAUUAUCCAAUGUUAUUUGAACUCAGAAACCCUUCUGCCAGUAAAGUUUCUCAUUGUGGUGUGCUCGAAUUUGUUGCAGAUGAGGGCUUGAUAUACAUUCCAUAUUGGAUGAUGGAGAACAUGCUGUUACAAGAAGGUGAUAUCGUAAAUGUCAAGAAUGCCAGUUUAUCAAAGGGAACUUAUGUGAAACUUCAGCCUCACACCAUGGAUUUUCUAGAUAUAUCUAACCCAAAAGCCAUCUUAGAAACGGCGUUAAGAAGCUACUCUUGUUUAACAACUGGUGAUACGAUCAUGGUGGCCUACAAUAACAAGAAGUUUUAUAUUGAUAUAGUCGAAACUAAACCAUCAGCUGCAAUAAGUAUAAUUGAAACAGACUGUGAGGUAGAUUUUGCUCCACCUCUUGACUAUAAGGAACCUGAAAGACCGAUUAAAUCUAAGGCACCGCCACCACCAGAAGUUGAUGAAGAACCAGCUAAGAAAAUACCCAAGUUCAGUCCGUUCAGUGGUUCAGGAAGACGGUUGGAUGGAAAACCGGCUGAGCCUGUGGCUGCACCUCUGGCUCAACCACACAAGACUGAGGCUACAACCAGUGAUGCCAAUGGCUCUACACCAUCAAGUUCUGGUUCAAGAAAACGGUCAGGGAAGCUUGUUUUUGGGUCAAAUACCGACCAAGAUCCAAAUGGGAAACCGAAAGCCACCAUGAAAGAAACAAAACAAGAAUCAUCUCAGAAGGAAGAACCCAAAUUUCAAGCAUUUACAGGCAAGAAGUACUCUCUAAAAAACUAGAUUAUUUGAAGAAUAUGUUUAUUUUCUAAUGCUAUGGUCAUGUUCUUCAUUUGUUGUGCAUUCCCAGAAAUCUUUUUUUGAAACCCAUGUAGCCCUGUGCAUUCACAAGAAUUUCCAUUAAAUUAUAUAAACCUUCCAUCUCUUCAUUU